CAAGACUCGUUAAGCGACCAUAUUUUAUUGACUCUGCUCUCGCACUUGCGAUGUAACACCAACCAGACAAUAACUCUAACUCUAAAGAGUUAUCUCUGCUGAUUUUUUAAAUUUCACUUAAAUUAACAUGUGUUUUUUAUUCGCUAAAAUAAAAUCAGUGUAAAUAAAUAGAAUAAAUAAAAUAAAUGUAUGUUAAAUUAUUAAGUGCAAAUUAAUCUGCAAUGUAUCGAAUAAGCAUCGAUAUAAGUUCUUUCGAAAAUUACUGCCGAUAAUUAUCACUUAUCAGUCAUUUAUCAAUCAUCCAUUGAUAAUGGCUGCUCUUAAUAAACUUAAACGUAGCAGUGUUCAGCUACGACAUGCCGCAUUAGAAGUCAGAGCGGCAGUUCGAGCUCGGCAUAUAGUCGCAGGACUUGUAGCAGUAGGUUUUGCCCUCUGCGGUGCUGUUGAAGUUAGUUCCUCGGUAGCAUUAUUAGCAAACCAAGAAGACAACCAUGCUAUCAUUGAUACAUCGUGGCAUUGUGAUAUGUUGGUCAACAUCAGUAGUCGAAAUCGUACUGAAGAUUUUGAAGUUAUUCUUCUAGAAUUACCCCAAGAAGAACGUGCUGAGUCAAUCAUGAGAGAAGCAUUUCUAUGGGGUCAAGUAGCAGGUCCAAUCCUUGGCGGUUGUCUUGUUUGGGGAAGAUCUGGACCAUCAAUGGUUUUCUCUCGAGCUGUUCUAGGUGCUUGUUUAGCUUCUAUACUUGUACCAGCAGCGUGGAGAGGUCCUUCACAUGUUGCUUUACGACUUUUUCAAGGACUUUGCACAGGUGCAACAAUGCCAGCUGCUCAUAUGUUUGCUAUGACAUGGUUCAAAAGUAACCAUCGAAGUUGGUACUUCAGUUGUUAUGCCGCCGUUAGUGUUGGUUACUGUUUAACCGGCUGGAUUGGUACAGCCGCUGUAAGAUCCUUCGGCAGGGACUCUUUGUGUUACGGAUUAGUAUUUAUAGCACUUUGUUGGUACUUUACAUUUGGUCAUUUUGUAAAAGACACUCCAAAGUCGUAUCAACAUGAUACUACGGGAGCCGUAAUACCUUGGGGUAAAUUAUUGAGAUCUGUUCCGGUUUGGGCAUCCGCGGUCGCUACGAUGGGCAACCAGUGGGGUGAUGCUACCCUAGCCCUUGGCAUGACUAAAUAUCUCAAACUUAUUUAUGGAUUUUCAACAGCAAAUAAUUCAGUAUUGACCACAUUGCCUCACAUCGGCCACUUCAUGGCAGCUCUGACAUGUGGUCUUCUCGUUGACCACGUUCGCGAAUCAGGCAUUGUCUCGACGACAACUGCAAGAAAAUUGGUCGUCUAUACAGCUCAUUUCAUACCUGCUGCAUUGUUGUUCGUCGCCGGAUACGCGGGUUGUCAAGCUCUUGGAGCAGCUUGGUUGGGAAUAGCCGCACUACUAGUUUCCGGUACUGCCCCGGCUGGUGCUCUUGCAGCAAUUGCUGAUUUAGCUCCCGCUGAAUCUCCAGCUUGUGCAGCAGCUGCCUGUGCUCUGUGCUCUACCUUAGGUGCUGCUGGAUUACUUGCUGCUAAUUAUUUUGUUACCCAAGCGCUCCAUGGAUCGAUCGCUGGGUCAUGGCGCCUCGUAUUUGGCGUAGCAUCGCUGGUUCUUUUAAUAACCGCAGCAGUUUUCUUGGCCUUAGGAAAAGGCGUACCUCAACCGUGGAUUCCUUCAGUCGCACGUCCACGCAGUCACGAUGUAAUUUAUGAACAAGACGCAUUCGAAUUAGACUACGAAGACGUCGCUGUACAAACAGAGCCCUACAACUCUUACUCUCUUGACGAAGAUAUCGAGAGUAACAGUAAAGACAUACCACGAUCGACAUCGAUUCAAUCAAAAUUAUCAAUCGCGACAUCUACUGUUAAUUAAUUAUUAAAUAUAAAUUAUAUGUAUAUUUUUUAAC
Molecule: messenger RNA, 1934 nt
Organism: Cotesia glomerata
Lineage: Eukaryota; Metazoa; Arthropoda; Insecta; Hymenoptera; Braconidae
Product: sialin-like
Exons: 9
Coding region: 311-1900 (529 amino acids)
Biological process (GO): transmembrane transport; monoatomic anion transport
Cellular component (GO): plasma membrane
Molecular function (GO): transmembrane transporter activity
Source: RefSeq, a predicted model, not a curated record